AUGGCGGCUUCCUGUGUUAGUGUUGAUAUUGAUGCAGACGAUUAUUUUGGUUUUUAUCGAAAGUUUGAAGAAUUCUUCAAUUCAAAAUGUCACAAUAUGACUUUCGGAAACGGUAAGAUUGGCAGCUUAAUGAUAAAAAUGACAAAAAAUCUACAAAAUGGAGAUUUUACUAUACCUGCGUCUACUUUCAAAGAGGCGUUGAUGGAGCCGCCUCCUGACCUCAUGAAGCCGAGUUCACAGUGUUCUUCACUACAGACUAUCAGUGAAUUGCUGAAUGAACUAAAAACGUCAAGUGAAGCCUGGACAUUGAAAAUACAGAACUAUAACAUUUGUGAGAAAGAUAAAUCUGUGUUUAUUAAGCUUAAUAGACCAUGUGCAUUCCAGAAUGUAUUAAGUGAAGUUGUCACACAGGAGGUUCUUUAUGGCAGGCGAACUACCGGUACUGACAAAUCUGAUAGAAAAAUGUGUAUUCUCAAUAACAGUGCUUUUCUCCAUGAUUUGAAUUGUGAUGAUAUGACCCUUUCUCAAUUAAGAUCAGUGUUUUUAUGUGAGCAUAUUGGAUCUGUCUUGGAAGCUAAUGGGUAUCAAGUCUGCAACAAAUUAAGUGUUUCUGAUCAAAAGCUGCAAGAAAUGCUUCAAGAAUAUGGGAUAGUCGCCAACUUAGAUCAUACUGCCAGUAUUUCUGACUUUGAAGAUCAACUUAAAAAUUUCAAGGAUAAAAUCGAAAAGUGCAAAUACAUUGUUUUAGAUAAGACUUUAGCAACAAAACACGGUGGAGAGUUUGAAGACAAUCCUGCAGAUGAUAUCGACAAAGAUAAAUAUAGGACAGAGUCCAAGAAUUUAAUCUUUCUUGAUUUAAGACAGUUCCUGAAUGAUAAUAGACUUACUAUUGGUAAAGACGGUUAUGAUAAAAAUAUCAACAAUAUACAAGUUUUUAAAGAAGAUGGAACAUCAUGUCAGAUAUUGAGUAAUUGUUGCAAAAUAGAAAAACACAUUGAGUUGCUUAAAAGAAGUAAUCAUAGUACUCAUAGUUCACAGAAUAUAUUACUUGUACAUGUUGUGAACUAUGAGAAGGAAUUCAGUCAGCAACAAGUUGAUUUAGUCUGUAGAAUGAUUUCAGACAAAGCAAAAGAUUGUCAACAGAUACACUGUGUUUAUGGUCCAGUCAUUGCAAGAAAAAAUAUUAAACAUACUCCACAUACUCCAGUCAUGUCUGCUGCUAAAUAUUAUCAAUUAAGAAAAAGUCAAAUGAGAGAGGCAUGGGUUAUGAAAUAUGGAACUGCUGUUAAAGGGGAAGGCUGGGAGGCAACUAUAAAUGCAAUGACUAUUGCUGCAAUCAAAUUUGAACUUCUUGGUACCACAGCCAGAAAUUCUGUUAAAGUAGAUUUAUCUGUAAGUGGUAUAAGUGACAGUAAAGGAGGUUCAUUUGUUAUUUAUAACUGCGCAAGACUGUCAACAUUAUUGGCACGCUAUUACGAAGCUGUGGAACAAGGUUUAUAUCCCAGUCUUCCAGAUGUUGCUUCCAUUGAUUUUAGUCUCUUAAGAGAAGAGGAAGAAUGGCAAUUGCUUUUCAACUACAUACUGCCAUAUGCCAGUCUUGUCAGAAACUGUGUUGGCAAGAUAGAUCCUACUAAUCCACGAUCCAAGAUUCACUCACAUAAGAUUUGUAAUUUUCUGGUGAAUUUAAGCAGAGAUUUCAGUUCCUAUUACAGAAGAGUACAUAUUCUCACGGAACCAAGACCUCAUCUGUUGCCUACAAUGUUUGCCAGAUUACAUCUUAUGAAAGCCAUCCAACAAGUUAUGAAAAAUGCUUUUACACUGCUACAUAUCACACCAUUGGAGCAAGUGUAGAUUCAAAUAUAGUUCAAGUGAAGGAAAAAACAUAAACGUAACUGUAACACACCAAAACCUUACUACUCUUUAUAAUGCUAUAGAUAAUUCACACUGUUAUGUACUAUGCUGCCAUGGACUUUUAUAGAUAUUCACACAAAGGAGUACAAGGUCAGGAAACCUGAGUCUGCAUACUUUUGUAGGCAGAACCAUAAAUGAUGUACCGAUUGGCAUGUCAACAGAUUUUCAAAAUCUUUACAUAAUUUGGAAAUUUAAACUUGUUUACCACCAUCCCCUCCCAACCACUGCUUGAUUCCAGUAAAAACAAAAUUAUUAUAAUACAUGGCACUGGACUGUUACAACAUUCUCAAUUUAAGGUACAUAUUAAUCACCUGUUAUGAAAUGGUAUAUCCCAAAUAGAACUGUCAUUCAAAUGAGGCCAUCAAGUCUAGAAUAACACAAACUUCAGAAGUGGAAUUGCUGACUGAAUAAUGUUUGAUGCCAACACGAUUGUAUUUCGAUUUUGAAAUUAAAUAUUGUCACUACAAUUUGAACUUGAAUAUAUGCCCAUUCAAAUGUAGAAAAGUAAUAUUUAUCUUUCUGGUCAUCGUGCACAUCAGUUUGUGUCUGUCACAACUUUAGGGUCUGCUUGGUAAUUGAAUUGCGCCCUCACAAGGCAGUAAAGACAAUUGUGAACAGCUGAACAAUUUGAGUUUUUUUUGACAGAUUUCACUAAUAAGUCAAGUGUUAUGUGCAUCUUUACGACUGACUCUCAUACUGAUGGUAAUUUAUAUUUUGUUUCUUUUAAAAAACUAACGUAGGAAGUAUUUAUUGU
Molecule: messenger RNA, 2665 nt
Organism: Saccoglossus kowalevskii
Lineage: Eukaryota; Metazoa; Hemichordata; Enteropneusta; Harrimaniidae
Product: DALR anticodon-binding domain-containing protein 3-like
Biological process (GO): arginyl-tRNA aminoacylation; tRNA C3-cytosine methylation
Molecular function (GO): ATP binding; tRNA binding; arginine-tRNA ligase activity
Source: RefSeq, a predicted model, not a curated record